AUGGUUCGUUCCCCAUGUGUCAAGCUUACUACGGAGUCCAUAUUGAUCCCCACCUUGGUCCCCCGUGUAGGACUUCCUGACGCAAUUCGUCGCAAGCCCCAACGAGGCCGCACCGCCGCGAGCAGUUCGCAUCUCGUCCGCGACGCAGGCUCCCUUUGAGGAUCCAAGGGCACACCAUACCCACACUCACCGUCAUCGACAGGACAGCGACCUUUCGGACAAUCAAGCUUCAUCCAUCUCCGAGUCGACGAGCUCGUCGUCGUGGUCGUUGAAGGGCAGCGCCCAAGGCAGCAGCAGUUCGACUUUGGUCCUCGGCGACUCUGGCGUUCUACCACAACCGGUCGAGGGCCCCAGCGGCCCGACGAACCCCGAGCCCUCCACAGCCAACCCAUCGCUUUCGGGUCUCGAUGCAGACAGGAUCAGUCUGAGCGGUCGAUCGAAUCGAUCUUCUCUACGACGAGACUCGAAAAAGAGCGACGGUUCCUCCUUGUACAGCUUCACGAGCUCGGUUGAUUGGCAAGCGCAGGAAGAGACGACGGCCGAGAAAUUUGCUCACCUCCGACACGACUUUGUUACCGAGGAACCGGAGGAGGUGCCUGAGAUCGAGCCUAUCAUCGAGCCACCGUCGUUGAAGAAGGGGGAUGUGAGGACGUUAUCAUCGAGAGUGGUCGCAACUGUGACGCUGUGGGAGGAUGGGACGCUCAGUUCGUCGAAAGGGAAAGGAAGCGCGAAUAAAACGGAUCGCGAUGCGGUCGAGCAAUGGGCUGUUGAAGGGGUGUUGUGGAUCACUCGCAAGGUCAGACGAACGCAAAGAGCGACGCCAAUAUUUCAGCUGCUAAAGUCACGUUCGUAAUCUUGCCUGACAGUCGGAGCUGAUCUUCAUCAUCGACCAGUCGGUCCCACCCCGCCGCUUCAUGGCGGCUCGUCCUGCCUUCAAGUCGCGGCGUUCCUCCUCCCUCUUCCACUUUGGUCGAAGUGGGAGCAAGUCCCGUUCUACGUCCCCCGCCUCCUCCAUAAAGUUCGACCGAGCCCUUCGGUUGAGCAAGUCGAUGGAUCAUCGCUCGCCCAACGUCUCACCGCCUCGUAAACGAUCGUACCUCCGACGAUUGUUCAGCUCCAAAAAACAUGACAGCGACGACGAGGACGACGAUGAUCGCUCCUUCUCUCGAGCAACGACCCUCAAUACUGCCCAGAACCUCAAGUUUUCUCGAACGGUGACGAACGAUAAAGUGAUCCUGCACGGGCGUAAAUCCGAGUCCUCGAACGCGGUCGCAUUCCAAGAUUCUCAUUCUUCGACACCCAGCGAGUCGACUCCCCUUCCUUCCCCCUUCCCAGAAAUCAACCAUCGACCGAUUUCGAGUCUUUACAUCUCUUCACCCAAGUUGAUCACGAAACUAGUGUACCACCCCGCCAGUCGACCAAGCAGGAGUCGAUUCGGGUCCGUGCACACGCUCGAAUCCUCCGCCGGCGAUCUACUACUCGCCCCUCAUCCACUUGAUCGUCAUGGGUCCAUAACUCCGCCUGCCAAGGGAACAGCACCCGAAGCGACUCUACCAAGUCGUGCCUCACCGAGUUUGGAAAUGGACGUCGCGCCUUUGGUCAAGAUGAGUCGCUUAGGAUCGCGUGCGACGGGGGAGGAAGAAUCUGGUCAUUUGAGGGAGGUGACGGUCACGUUCCAUUUCGAAACGGGCGGCGGAGGCCUAUUGUCAAAGUGAGUUUCGCUUUGCUCAGUCCUUCUCGCGAGUACUCGCUGAUGUUGUUUUUAUCUACAGUGACGAAGACGAAGCACAGCAAUUCUACGAACACCUCUGCAACCUGAUGGAACGAAGCAAAUGA
This is a messenger RNA of Microbotryum saponariae, 1836 nucleotides long. The record is from the annotation of a GenBank genome assembly. Lineage: Eukaryota; Fungi; Basidiomycota; Microbotryomycetes; Microbotryales; Microbotryaceae.